This is a messenger RNA of Alternaria metachromatica, 3900 nucleotides long. RefSeq lists its product as uncharacterized. Gene Ontology annotation, molecular function: catalytic activity. The coding region runs from base 1 to 3900 and encodes 1299 amino acids. Gene Ontology annotation, biological process: transmembrane transport. The transcript has 11 exons. The record is from RefSeq and is a predicted model, not a curated record. NCBI's taxonomy places the organism in Eukaryota, Fungi, Ascomycota, Dothideomycetes, Pleosporales, Pleosporaceae.
AUGCAAGACUUCAAAGAACGCCAGCUCGUUACCGACCCCCAAAAGGCAUUUCAUUUCACCGAUCUCCAAAGACUGAAGCCAACGCGUGCAAACGAUCCUUACGACUACCAAGCAGGAUGGGGAAACCGACAUCAGUCUGAGGUCAUUCCUGGCACUCUACCUGUCGCUCAGAACAACCCCCAAGAAGUCCGGUUUGGACUUUACACUGAAGGCAUUACGUAUUCAGCGUUCGCAGCUCCACGUGCACACAACUUCAGCACUUAUAUGUACCGGUGUCGACCAGCGGCUGCUCACAAGGGUUACGUUCCUAUCGAGACAAAGUCCAACAUCACAAACUGCUUCUUGUCCAUCAAUCCCAAGGUCGACACGCUUCCCGAGCAAGCAGAAUGGCGUCCGUUCCCACUGCCAAAAGACGACGAGAAGAUUGACUUCGCGGAUGGCCUGCAUACUCUCUGCGGUAGCGGAGACCCAAACAUCAAGGAGGGUCUUGCGCUAUACGUGUAUAUGAUUAACUCUAGUAUGGAGCAGCGAGCGUUCUGCAAUACCGACGGUGACUUCCUCAUCUGUGCCCAACAGGGUAAUCUAGAUAUCAAGACAGAGAUGGGCAAGAUUUUCCUACAGCCCGGUGAGAUCUGUGUCAUCCAGCGCGGCAUCCGCUUCUGCCUCAAUCUAGCACCGGGCACGCCAGUGGCGCGUGGCUACAUCACAGAAGUAUGGGGCUCUAUGUGGGAGCUUCCUGAUCUCGGCCCACUAGGCGGCCACGGUCUUGCCAACCCUCGCGAUUUCCUCUACCCGGUAGCUGCUAUCGAUGAUGAUUUGCACGUCGAUUGGCAGAUUGUCAACAAGACGAAUGGUCAGCUCGUGGCGAUCCAACAAGACCACAGCCCCUUCGACCUUGUCGCAUGGCACGGCAAUGUCGUACCUUACAAAUACGAUCUGACGAAGUUCUCGUCACAGAACAGCACAUCUAUCGACCACACUGAUCCUUCGAUCUUCACAGUACUCACAGCCAAGUCCCGCGAUCCCAUGACACCACUCGCAGACUUCCUCUGGUUCGGCCCAAGAUGGGAUGUUGCGACCAACACUUUCCGGUUGCCCUACUUCCACCGCAAUUCCGCGUCAGAAUUCCUUGCCUGUUUAUACGGACAAGGUCUUGGACGAAGCGACGACUUCCAGCCCGGUGGUGGUAGUUUCGAGGGUGGCCACACGCCUCACGGUGGAUUCCAUGAGGGAUACCAGCACGGCAUGCGGAUACAUGAGAAUCAACCCGAGAAGAUAUUGACUGACCAACUGACCAUCAUGGUCGAAUCGAGUCGUCUGUUCCUCUUUACCGAGUACGCCCGUAAAGGCUGCGGAACAAUCGAAACACACGGUACUGACUACAAGGUCUGGGACGCUCUUCCGGACCGCUUCUCCGCCAACAAACGAGCGCAGGAGUUGCUUGCCCGGAUCAAAGACGACAAGAUCGCUGAGAAGAAGAGGCUUGCACCAUACUACUUUGGUGGCUUUUCACAUGGCGCAAACACCAGCGAUACGGAUGGUGUCCAUGCGGAGGAGCUCAAGCAAUAUUUGAGCCCUGAGUCAAAGACCAACGGGACGAACGGCGUCUGGAGUAAGACCAUGUCGUAUCCUUUUGGAGCUGUCGCGAAAGCGGCUCAACGCGCGCACUUCCGACAUGCGGCUAAUCGGAUCGCGAGUCGAACGUCGCAAACAUGGAGGAGAAACAUUGCGACGAAGAGCGAUGUAAACAAGCAGAUGGUUGAGAAACUACCUUUGGCUGGCAUCAAAGUAUUGGAUAUGACGCGGGUGCUUGCAGGACCAUACUGUACACAGAUUCUUGGAGAUCUAGGAGCGGACGUUAUCAAGAUCGAGCACCCUACAAGAGGCGACGAUACGAGAUCUUGGGGUCCACCAGAUGCGCCCUAUACCGAUGGCAUCGAGCGUCAAUUCCCUGGCGAAAGUGCAUACUAUCUUUCUGUGAAUCGCAACAAGAAGUCUGUCGGACUCGCUUUCAACAACCCCACCGGUGUCUCCAUUCUCCAUAGACUAGCCCAAGAGUGCGAUGUCCUCGUCGAAAACUACCUCCCUGGAUCACUUGCAAAGUACCAGCUCGACUACGCGACGCUUGCGAAGCUCAAUCCUUCCUUGAUAUACGCGUCUGUCACCGGCUAUGGGCAAACAGGGCCAUACCGCGACCGCGCGGGUUACGACGUCAUGGUUGAGGCCGAGAUGGGCUUGAUGCAUAUCACUGGCGAGCGCGAUGGGCCCCCAGUCAAGGUCGGCGUAGCGGUGACGGAUAUCAUGACCGGGAUGUACACUGCGAUCGGCAUACAAGCAGCGUUGUAUUCGCGGAAAGAGACCGGCUUGGGUCAGUGGAUCGACGCGAGUUUGAGCGACGUGCAGGUCGCGGGGUUGGCAAACAUCGCCAGCAGCGCGCUGGUGACAGGAAAGGGCGAUAGCGGACGAUGGGGAACUGCACACGCAACAGUAGUACCCUACCGAGCCUACAAAACGAAAGACACCAACAUCGCAGUCGGCGGCUGCAACGACCGCCUAUACGGCAUCCUCUGCGACAAGCUACAGCGUCCAGAAUGGAAAACCGAUCCUCGCUUCCUCACGAACGCGCUCCGCGUCAAGCACCGUACCGAGAUCGACACGCUCGUAGAGACCGAGCUCAUGACCAAGACAACGCAGGAAUGGUUGGAAAUCUUCGAGGGUAGCGGGAUGCCAUACGCGGCUGUCAACGACAUCAAGGGCACGGUCGAGCACGAGCAUGUUCUUGCGCGUAAUAUGAUCGAAGAGGUUGAGCACCCUGCUGUAGGCAAGGUAAAGCUUGUCAAUCAUCCGGUCAAAUAUUCGAGAGCAGAGCCGCGGAUCAGGAGUCCGCCGCCGUUGUUGGGUCAGCAUACGGAUGAGAUCUUGAGGGACAUACUGGGGUACGACGAGGCCGGUAUCAGAGAGCUGAGAGAGAAGAAGAAGGUUACCGUUGGCAAUGGCAACAAUGCAGCACCACUGCCUUUCCGCUACCAAUUUGCUGCCGGGGCUGUAGCUGGGAUAUCGGAGAUUUUGGUAAUGUACCCCCUUGAUGUAGUCAAAACACGAAUUCAACUUCAGCAUGGCAAAAUUAUCGAUGGUGAAGGGUACAGCGGCGUUCUAGACUGCUUCCGAAAGAUCAUUCGCAAUGAAGGUGUAUUAAGACUAUAUCGUGGCAUCACUGCGCCAAUACUGAUGGAGGUUCCCAAGCGUGCUAUCAAGUUCUCCGCAAAUGACUCGUUCACGCAGUUCUAUCAACGCCUCUUCUCAGCCCCAAGCCUGACCCAACCUCUCGCCAUCCUCACCGGUGCCAGCGCUGGCGCGACCGAAUCUCUCGUAGUUGUUCCCUUUGAGCUCCUCAAGAUCCGACUUCAGGAUAAGACCUCCGCGUCACGAUACCAUGGGCUGCUCGACUGUCUCGUCAAGGUAGUCCGCCAAGAAGGUCCAUUGGCGUUGUACAACGGCUUUGAAGCCACGUUAUGGCGACAUAUCGUAUGGAAUGCCGGGUACUUUGGCUGUAUCUUCCAGGUACGCGCUCAGCUGCCUGCCCCGGCAACCUCAAGCAAUCCAAGAAGGCAGAAGAUGGGGAACGACCUCAUAGCAGGGUUCAUAGGCGGUGUUGUAGGAACGACGUUCAACACACCACUAGAUGUUGUCAAGAGUCGAAUACAGAGCGUUGCCAAAACGCCUGGUGUAAGACAAAAGUACGCUUGGGCGUGGCCGAGCUUGGGGGUUGUUGCGAGGGAAGAAGGGUUCAGAGCGUUGUACAAGGGCUAUGUGGCGAAGAUCUUAAGGUUUGGGCCUGGUGGUGGCGUAUUGUUGGUGGUGUAUUCCGCAGUGUUGGACAUGUUCGCCAAGGUGGCAUAG